This is a messenger RNA of Scophthalmus maximus (turbot), 3420 nucleotides long. It is a transcript of the gene ccdc146, whose product is annotated as coiled-coil domain containing 146. Gene Ontology annotation, cellular component: cytoskeleton. NCBI's taxonomy places the organism in Eukaryota, Metazoa, Chordata, Actinopteri, Pleuronectiformes, Scophthalmidae. The coding region runs from base 150 to 3044 and encodes 964 amino acids. The transcript is spliced from 23 exons. The record is from RefSeq and is a predicted model, not a curated record.
CACAGAAAUCAGUGAUUGGGUUUUGCUAACUUUAGCUGCUGUCAUGGACUGUUCCUCUGGCGUCGGAGAUUCAAACUGUUCGACGGAGCCUCGCGGGGGGAAGGAGUCGGGGGCUUGAAGACGGACGCGGAGAACGGACCACAGUCAAAAUGAGUGUAUCUGAGCAGCGGGACAGCAGGACGUCCAGUAGAGGGGAAGUGGCGGUGGAAGAACAAGAGGAGGAGGGUGAGAAGAGAAUUCAGGAGGACAGCCCUCUAUUGGCCCUUGCACCUGACGCUUCGCUCCCAGAAGAGCAGCCGUCUGCCAGCACAGAUGUUUCUGCUAGUCCCGUUUUCCAGUGCCUUGAUGAGUUGUUGUCAUUGGGCAAGAUCAGCCAGACCAAAGUAGAAAGACUGAAAGCCAGCUACAGGAUACUUCACGACACUCUGCAGCGCACCCAGGACUGUGAGCUCCAGCGUUUGGGAGAGGCUAAGACGUGUCGUGCUGAGCUGGAGAGGCUGCACGCGGUGUUGGAGAGAGCAGAGGAGCAGAGCACCUCGGAGGAGCCGGAAAGUGAGGUCAAAGAACUGAGGCAACAGCUCCUUCAGGCAUACAAUGAGCUGAAAGCUGCUGAGAACACAGAGUACAGGACACAACACCAGCUGACGUGCCUCCGGGAGGAGAAGCAGUACCUGGAGAAAGAGAGUGAGAUUCAGCUGAAACCCCCUGAGCUGGAAUGUAGAUCGAAAGCCCUGCAGGACAAAUAUGAGGAUCUGAGGAAAGAGGUGGCUCAGAGACAACUGGAAGUCAGAAGUCUCAGGGAAGAUGUGGAAACCCAUGAAACUCAAAUACUGAGGGAACAGAAAGAGCUGGAGGACCAGAAGGAGAUCAUAGAGCUCAAAGAGGCUGAGAAAGCCCGGCUCAUCAGUGUACCUGACCAGAUUGUGGAGAAGAUUAAAAGGAAACGCUCUAAGAGGGAAGCUGCGUUGAAGAAGACGGACGCACUAAACACAGAGAUUUCGGAAAUGGAGAAGCAAGUGGAGAAGGUGGAAGUGCGAAACCACUCCCUCAGGGUGAAGAAGGAGGAGGCAAUGCAGAAGCUGGAGGCCCUCCAGGCCCGAGUAGAGGCCAGUCAGACGGAGUGCAGACAGCUGCUGAGAGAACAGGAGGUCAACAGGGAGGAGGAGGCGGAAUUAGUCGGGAACAGAGGCCUCCUGGAAAUGAAGCUGCAGAACGUCAUGUGUGACAGGAAGCACCUGUAUGAGAGCCACUCAGUGCAGCUCAGGGAGAAAACUAGGCAGAUGCAAGCCCUCAAGAGGAUGGAGCAGGCAAUGACCAUGGCCACUGAGCAGCAAGAACACAUGCAAUCGAUCUACGAUGACGUACAGGCACAGUUAGAUGCUGUUCCCAGUAGAGAGGCCAGUGUUCAGCAGAGGAUGGAGCUUCAAAAGGAGGUGGACGCACUUAAAGUCGGCUUGGAGAAAAAGCUUUCCGUGGCUGAGGAGGAGGGCCAGAAAAAGCAGCAGUAUGGGAUGAUUCAGGAGCUGCUCAAGGAGUCGAACCAUCUCAGAGAGGAACUCCAUCACCUCAGAUGUCUGACCCAGAUCAAAGCCGAGGAGAGGGGCCAGAAGCACCGUGAACUGCUUAGGGCUGAGCAACUGCACCAGCUCCUCCAGCACGAGCUGCGGGAAAAAGACCUGAUCAUCAUGGACCACAACAAGCUGAAUACGAUGCUACAGCGCAGAAUAUCACAGUAUUCUAAACUGUGCGACAUAAUUAUGGAAGAGAAGAAAAAGUACGUCAAGCUGAAGCAGAUCGCCUCGCAGACUAUCACAGAGCUGACAGAGCAGCUUAAGAUCCUGGCAAACGAGACCGAGAUCCAGCGCACCAUUGUCGUCAACAAGGACAGAUCGCUCACCAAGGCUCGUAUGAAGCUCUCUAACAGCUCCAAAAUGAGGGACAGACUGCGUAACGGCAUCUCCAAGGUUGCAUGGAAGCACCGUCAGAUCAGUCAGCAGAGUGACGACGACAAACUGGAGCUGGUGAAGCUCACACAAAUGAUCAACUUCCAGGAGCAGGCGCUCCUUGAGAUGAACAAGAAUCACGAGACUGCCGUGCAGCGCCGCAAUUUUUUGGGCAUUCAGCUCCUGGAACAUGAGGAAGUGUUGUUCAACUACCACGGGAAGGUGAAUGUCCAAGAGGCGGCCAUCUCCAAGGGCAAUGUGGUGCUGGAGACAAUGGAGAAGGAGACAAGAGACUUGCAGUCGGCCAUUAAGGAGGAAAAGAGACAGAUAGACCUAAAGAAGAAGAAGGAGUUGCCCCUCAAGAGAAAGCUGGAGGGAGAGAUUUCCAUGUUGCAGAUAGAGCUGUCAGAAGCCAGGGACAAGACACUCGAGUGUCUGAGUCAAACGGUGGAUUACAAAGAGAUUAAAGGCAGCGACCCUUCAACUGUAGAACUGGUCAAGAAAAUUGAGCAGCUCGAGGUGAAACUAGCUGAGCGCGAGAGGCAGCUGCUGGAAAAAACACUCCUGGUGGACCAGGUGACCCGGCUCUCAAAGCCGCUCAGCGAGCAGGCUGAGAGCUGCCGACAGGACAGACUCUCGCUGGGACAGAAGCUGAACAACCUCCGAACUCAUACCAUCAACACCAACCGCAGACUAAUGGCCAUUUCUGCCGAGCUUUCCGUGAAGCAAGCUGUUGCUUUGUCCCAACAGCAAGAGAUCAAAGAGAAAGAGCUCCAGAUGGACAGGUGCCAGCGGCGGCUGGAGCAUGGCCUGCCACCUUGCCCCGAGAUGGAGGAGGAGUGGAGGAGAAUGCUCCGGGACAAGAAGAGGAGGCAGAGGGACAAAGAGGAGAAAGAAAGGCUGGCUGAAGAAGAAGAGUGGACCCAGUUGUCUAACGGAGAGUACACCACGGCUGAAACCCGUCCCAAUGCGUACAUCCCCCAGACCGACUCGCUCCCUCUGCCCAAACCCUACGGAGCCCAGGCCCCCUUCAAACCCUCCCAACCGGGAGCCAACAUGAGACACAUCCGCAAACCCACACUCAAGCCCUUAGAGAUUUAGGAAACAACACUUGUGCAACAUUGAGAGUACCGAGUGUUGGCCUGGGGCGGAUUCUGAAAUCAAAAUCCACUCAUUUCACAAAAGUUUCCUUCAGAGAUAUAUAGGGAUUCAGCAGAAAUGAUUCAGUAUAUUUUCUUGGGCAUUCACUUAUCUGCUUCUUGUUGUGUGCUUUCUAUCCAGCAUACCACUGCUGUUUUGUCGUGUGUGUGUGUACUUGUAGACUGUGUCUGGUUGUAAUUUUGUUCCUUUUUUUUUUUUAACUUUUACCGGCAAGAGUCUGAUUACAGUAACAACAAGUGCUGUGGAAAACAGGAAAUGCUGGAGAUUAAAUGUGUGUUCUUGUCCACCAAUAAAAGGUUUGGUAUCGGUUACUCUA